AUGACGCUGGCCGCCCAGACUAUACCCGUCAGGGAGUCUGUACAUUCCAACCAAAAAGAGGUGGCCGCAAGUUGUCAGGAGCACAAGGACCAACAACAGUCGCAACGGGCGUCGUACAGAGAUUCGCUCCCAAACGCACCACAACCUCCUGUUUACACCGACGACACCUUUAACGAGAACGAUAACGACAAGAUGUACAGCGAAUACUACGAAGACAUGAUGGGUCCUUCGCCAAAGAAGACCCAGCCACAGAAGCAGGCACCUGCUCUGCCAGCCAAAAGCUCCCUGAGAGCUUCGAGAUUGCUCGACGGCAUGGCUCUCAAGAUUAUUACCAACCAGCCCACCACCAUACAAGCACCCCAAGAGGUCUAUCUCUCCUCAGAAGAGGAGGCCUCGUCUUCUGCCGACGAGUUUUCAGACUAUGAAUAUGAGUCCGACAGCGUAGAGUCAGCCGGGUCCCCGGUCAGGAGGAAGAGCCACGAGGACACCGCUCGUGUCGUCUCUGUUGUGUUUGCCGGAAAGCCCUCCAUCAUCGACCUCCCCUCUACUAGACGGUCUGCCUCCCCCGAAUCGAUCGAGUCCCGGCCUUCAAGCAGACCCUCGAGCAGACCCUCUAGCCGCAUGGUCAUGUCAUCGACUGAACCUUCGCUGCGGAGAAUGUCUACAUCCUCGACCAGUGGCGCUUCCUAUUCCCCCAUUUCCCACCCACCCCGAUCCAGCAGCAUGAUGAUCACUAGCAGCAUGCUGCCCAAGGAGCGUCCUUCUUUCCUCAGCAUCGAUCCCUGUGCUACCAAGACGUACGAGGAGAGGGCUGGUGAGGAGCUGCAACAACAACAGCAGCCUGAGCCUGAGCGCUUGGAGAGACCCAAGACGCCCACCUCCGCCCUCUUCAGAAGAACACUGAGCAUCGUGCGGAAGCGCAGCCGCCCCCAGCUGAGGGAUCUGGCCGCCAACAACUCCUCGCGUGACAGAUUGUCCUCGCCUUCCCUACAAAACCUCCCCCUCAGUGCCCACUCGGACAUCACCCAUCUCAAGGAAGAGCCCGAGCCAUCGGUCAAGACCCCCAACAGCCCCUGGUCCACAUUGAGCUAUCACGACAUCAUGCGGGCGGCCAAGAAGAACUCCCAACCUACCCAACCCCAAACCCCCUCGACCCCAGUUGCCCAAUCGCCCGUAUCACCGGCAGUUAACACGAGAAGCCGCAUUCUGAGUGGUCUCGCAAACAGGAGGAAGAGCAUCAAGAUCGGCUAG
Messenger RNA from Colletotrichum truncatum, 1251 nucleotides. RefSeq lists its product as uncharacterized. NCBI's taxonomy places the organism in Eukaryota, Fungi, Ascomycota, Sordariomycetes, Glomerellales, Glomerellaceae. The record is from RefSeq and is a predicted model, not a curated record.